CUAGAGUCCAGUGGCAGCGAGCUUUACAACAUUGUAUCUGACACUUUGAUUGCACUUGGUGAUGUAAGGCUUGGAUGCAACUGUUUGGCCAUGGAAAUCCAGUCCAUGAUGCUCUCUAUGCACAGUUGUUGUGCUAAUAUGAAAGCCACUCAAAGUUUGGAAGUCUUUAGCUAUUGACUCUACAGACAGUUAGCGACUUCUGUGCACUGUGCACUGUGCGCUUCAGCAUGCGCUGACCCCACUCUGUUAUUUUACGUGGCCUACCACUUUGUGGCUAAGUUGCUACUGUUCCCAGUUGCUUCCACUUUGUUAUAAUACCACUAACAGUUGACCAUGGAAUAUCAUGGUACCACGCUUGAAUUCACUAAGCUCCUGAGAGUGACCCAUUCUUUCACAAAUGUUUGUAGAAGCAGUCUGCAU
Messenger RNA from Staurois parvus, 420 nucleotides. Lineage: Eukaryota; Metazoa; Chordata; Amphibia; Anura; Ranidae. The record is from the annotation of a GenBank genome assembly.